This is a messenger RNA of Paramecium primaurelia, 1096 nucleotides long. NCBI's taxonomy places the organism in Eukaryota, Ciliophora, Oligohymenophorea, Peniculida, Parameciidae. The record is from the annotation of a GenBank genome assembly.
AUGAUAUUUCCAGCUCCAAAGCAUUCCUAUCGUGAAGAACAUUUGAGAGUUAAUAUUAUAGUUAUUUUUAGGAACUUGUCAAGAUUCCCUAUUAUGAUGAUUUAUUUAAGUUUUAUUAAGCAUCUCCUAAAACUCGUAUUUAAUUUCAUAAAAUUGAUCCUUUUAAACCACCUGAGGAAAUUCCAAAUGUAUUUUAAUAAUAAGAAUUUAGGAUAUUAGUUAGCUUUCAAUCUAUGAUGAUUAAGUUGAUGAACUUCCUAGUUAACGAAUUCCUCGAAUGAAUAAAACAAUUUCUGUAUGUAGACAAUAAAAUAUGUUUACAAUGUCAGAAAUUAGAAACAAUUUGAAAGUUUCAAAUACUCCUCGUAUAAGUAGUAAUUCUAAUACAUUGAACUCAUUUAGUAAUAAUAAAAAUUAUAGAUGUUCUAAAUAAAUUCCAUGUUUAUAUUUAAAAGCUUCGAUUCCUACUAAAAAAACUAUUUUAUAUUUUCAUGCUAAUUGUGAGGACUUAUUGUCUUCAUAUAAUUUAGUUGACUUUUUAAGACACAAUAUGAAAAUGAAUGUUUUGUCAGUUGAAUAUCCAGGAUAUGGAGUUUAUUAGGGAUAGUCAAAUGAGGAUAAUAUAUUGAAAGAUGCUGAAUAUAUAUAUAAAUAUGUUGCAUUUCAUUCUGUAGUUGAAGAGAAAAAUAUGAUAGUAAUGGGUAGAUCGAUAGGAACAGGAGUUGCAUGUCAUUUGGCAUCUAUAUUUUAACCUGGACUUUUAGUAUUGAUUUCACCUUUUUUAUCAUUAUAAGAGAUUGUGAAUGAGAAAUAUCCUUUAGUUAAGAAAAUGGUUAAGGAGAGAUUUGUUAAUAAAGAUAAAAUUCAAUUAGUAAAAUCUCCUGUUUUUAUUUUACAUGGUUUAAAAGAUAAUAUAGUUUCAGUCGAAUAAGGAAAGAAACUUUAUGGUAUAUUAUUAUAUUUAUAAUAUUUAGAAUUAUGCAAAAGUGCAUGUUUAUUAAGAACACCACCUGAAAUGACACAUACUAGAUUUUAAUUUGAAAAUGAUUUGACUUUGCCUAUGUUAAAUUUUAUGAGAUCAAUGAAUUUACUUUGA